AUGCAGCAGCAGCAGCAGCAGCAGCGGUCUGUCAGUCCGCUCUCCUCCGUAUCCGCGCCGAAGCCGCCUCCGCGGACGGGACAAGCUGACAGGAAAAACGACGGUGGCUGCGUGCCAAGCGCUGACGAGGAGCACGUGAUACAGGCGAGCACGUACGCACUUUGGGAGCAGCUCUACGCGCCAGCUAGAGUUCCCCUCACCGUGGAGCGCCUCUUGUACCUCCGCCUGUCCGCGAAGGGCAACGGCGAGAGCAGCGAUGCUCACGGCCACCAGUAUGGUGCCGACGAUCUGAAGUGGGCGAGGUCGCUCUUCGGAGAAGUUACCGCCCAGCUCGAUGCCUCCGCUCCGUCAGCGUCGAUGGCGCCGUCGACCGCACCCGCGGCAGCGGUUGCGCCAGGAGAGCAAUCUCGCGGUGUUCCAUCGAAUGCGACUACGGCAGCGGCAACCGCAGCGUCUCUUCAGGAAAGCCAAGAUGACAAGGAGGGGGACGAGCCACAGAGGGCCUGGAAAGGGAGUUUGCCUGACGUCACAUCGAGCGUCGCUGCCUCACCCACCAUGCAAUGCACCUCCGCGGAUGUGGAGCAGACGUCCCUUUCGACGCCGCUGCGCGUGCCACAGGCGUGCGCCAAUGCCCAAUCAGCCAGUGGUGUGGACAGCGGACGUGCCUCGGAGCUGCGGAGCGCCGCGACGACCUUUUCCCACCCUGACGCCAUCAUAGCAUCGCCGUCUGUGUCCGCACCGUUGUCAUCGGCGCAGCGCGGAUCUGACAGCAACCGGGAUGUCGACAAUGGUGGCGGCCGCGGCAGCGCUGUUCUGUUGCAGCCCUCCCGAGGGUGUGCCCUGUCCGCCGCCUCGCCGCCUGACCUGGUACUCCUAGCCUCGACGUCGGACGUUUCGUUGUUAUGCGACGCUGCGGCGGCGCCCAUGAGUCUUGAGCAGGACAACAGCGCGAAUCACAUCGACGAGAACGAGGAGGCCGAACCCUUUGUCGACACGUGGUCGAUGGAAGAGGCGGCACCGGCCGCCCCCGCGUUGCACAUGCACACGCCAUCCAUGUCAGCAGACGCCGUGAGAACAGACAAGGAGGGCAGGUGCGAUGGUACUGGACGUGAUGCAGGCUGCAGUCCUCCGUUGGAGCAUUCCGCUUGCAGGGGCGGUAAUGGGGAGGGCCCCGGGGCAGUUGAUGCUGAGCAGGCGCACACACUUGCGCAACAAGAGAAGGCGGUGGAGUCGUGCGGCACGUGGGAGAGUGCCACCGCCACGACCACACCCGUUCGGUUCGAUCACCCCUACUGCCGCUACCGCAGCUGGCACGACACAGACCCGUCUGCAGAAGGGGGCGGUCGCAAUGACGAAGAGGACGCAGAGCACGACGGAAGAGGUGAAGAGGACGGCAACGAUGUUGGGUUCCUGUCCCUUGCCACCUCACCAUCAGCUGGAGCUCCCGAGCAACGGCGCCCGUGCCCUGUGGUGGUCGCCACGACCGCCCUCGCCGUGUCAGCGCUGCCAUGUAGCCUCACGAGAGAUGAAGAGGGCAACUCUCACCUCGAUUCGCCGAUGCGUCACAGGCACACCACCAGGGUGUCAGCCUCGAUGAGCCCGGUGGCGGACCCUAGCGGGCUCGUCUUCAGUCCACCGUGCCGGCAGCAGAUGCGCCUGCGUCUACAGUGCUGUUGUUCCCGCCAAAGAAGCGUAGGAAGUGAUGUGGAGUAUCCGCCCCACACCCCGGCCCCUGGAGCGCCAUCACAGCCGCCGCUGCCGCCCCCAUCGUGCUGGUCGACACCACUCCCGCAAGAGCGGUGCCCACGUGACGCUCAGACCCCACCAGCGCAGCCAGCGCCUUCUGCAGCUGCGCAGCCGCCGGCCUCCCCGGCUCCCUCUCCGACCGAUAUGGCAGACAGCGGUGUGGGCGCCACGGAUGAGCUCUGCGCUGGCAACCAUGCAGCAGACACCGCCGUGAUGGGCGAUUCGCCACCGCAGGUGAUUCACCGGAGCAAGGAGGAGGCUGUGGUGACAGUCUCCAGCAUCAGCCAGGAAAGCCGUGCGAGUGCCGCUGCAGCCGCCAAUGAAGACGACGCUGAGCCGCGGGCCGCCACGUCAUUGGAUUCGCCGGUGGAUGCAUCUUGCUCUGUGGAAGCCGGCGACGACGGCCAGUACAGGUGUGACAGCGGCUCGGUGGUGCCUGUUGCCGUUGGCGUCGAGGACGAGCGUGUUGGCGGCGAUGAUGAGGACGCGGAGGGAGAUGCUGGGGAGCCGGCAUCGGCGGUGUCCCUGUCGCCCCAGCGGCCUUCUCUCGAGUAUCCUGCGCAACGGCGCGCUACAGCCGCACCGCGAGGUGUCCAUGCUGAAGGCCAUGCGGAGUGUGGCUCAUCAAGCGUGGAAAAGGCGGCGCGUACGGCAAACCCUGUCCCUGCUUCCGUGGCUGAUGCCUCGGUCGCCCCCUCCUCGCCCUCGACCUCCCCACCACCCCAUGCCAGUCACGAGCCCUCCGACCCCUCAAAGCACGGGGAAGAGCCACCGCAGCGUCAUCCGCACCCACCCCUGCCCGAGGAUAGGGCAGCACGGCGCUCAGUCUCCAAGAUGGACUUCCGGUGGGCUGACGAGGCCGAUGAUAUUCUGCGCCGGCAGCAGCAGCGGCUUCACUCGCUGCAGGCAACGAGGACUGCCACGCUUGCCGGCGGUGAUACGCGUUGCAGUCCGAGUACGAGUCGGUGCAGCCCAGGCGGCGGCCCUCGGCGCUACACAUUGCUCUCUCAGGAUGGCGAGACUGCCCACGGCAGCCAGGGUGGAAACGGCACAAGACUGGCACGGGUGUACGGCGGCUCAGAAGCGUCGCACAGCGUCUCGCCCCAGCCGCAGGACCCCAGAACGCACCACUACCCCGAAAGGGCGAUGAUGAGGCCAGAAGGCAUGGGGGUGGAAGCGGUGGCGUCACACGUCGACGGAAGCCGUACUGUGACAGAGCAAGGGGACGUCGCACCCUCAUCGCAGCGCGCCGGCGGAAGCGAAGCGUUGGCGUGCCUCGGCGUCAGUUGCAGUGGCGAAGGACGUGCAGCCAUUGCGCUUGCUUCGGCGUCCUCCUCCACGCCACCGACGGCUCCCCUCCGCCAGCCACCACUGGCAUCCGUAGCCGAAGCAACAGCGGCAGAUGACGCGUCCAUGCCGCGCAUGGAUCAACUGCAUCAACCGCAACAGCAGCAGCCGUCGUCUCACCACGCUGGCACUAAGCGACUGCGUAAGAACCACGGCGGCGAUGACGGCCGCAGCGACGCAGUGCGUCCUCGACGCUCGCCGGCGCCGUCGUCUGUGCCAGUGUCUAGUCACACGGUGACGAAGCGGAAAAAGAGCGACUGCACCGGCGGCGCUCAGUCAACCGAGCGCCGACACCGCGCUGACGACCGUGUUCGCAGACGCCAGAACUUUCGAGGAGACACGGCCACGGAAAAGACAACGAGGCCGAUGUUAAGCGCCUCGCCGGCGAAUAUCUUUGCGCUUCCGCGUACCAUAUCUGUGGAUCCUGGGGCAUCCAUUGCCGCUCCGUUGUUCACCACGGCGGCCUCGCUUGCAGCCCCAUCGCUGUCGCUGCUGCGUCCACGUGCGGGGAACUGUGUCAGCGAUCCCCCAUCAGCUGCUCAGGCACAGAAAAGCGCGAAGGGAAAGUCGACUCAUGUCGGCCUUGCAUCACUCCCCAUCAUCCCUGCGGCCUCGCCGCCACGCGAGAAUGCAAGCGGCAGCAGCGCACACAAGGCUGCGCAAUGUGCGGCGCGCUGCACGCCCUCCCUCGAGGCCACGGGCAAACGGCGAGACCAAGUACAACGGCAGCAGUAG
Molecule: messenger RNA, 3828 nt
Organism: Leishmania mexicana MHOM/GT/2001/U1103
Lineage: Eukaryota; Euglenozoa; Kinetoplastea; Trypanosomatida; Trypanosomatidae
Exons: 1
Coding region: 1-3828 (1275 amino acids)
Source: RefSeq, a predicted model, not a curated record